GCUGCUGCAGGGGUGCGCGACCAACGCGCCCCACUUUACAGACGCGUUGGUCGACGCGCCCUGGACUUGCGAAAGUCAAACUAAAUCCCCAUUGACAACCUCAUUUUCGAAAUCAAAAUCCAGCCAACUCGGUCGCACACAUCUGUGGCGCAUGCGUAUUCCUCGGUCUAAGUUGUAAUCACCACUUGUUUUACUUCGUCCACCACGCACAGCCGUGAUCGACCGGCUAUCACCCACACCCACACACACCGAAUAAACAUAACUGUGAACCGCAACACACAGCGGCCACCCGAGCGGCAACCACAACCGCGUAACCACGAAACAAGCUACAACCCACGCCACACCUUCAAGAAACCAACAUCGGGAGAGACUCCACAACAACCUAGCGAAAGAAAGACACCCAACAUGCCACCCCGCCGAACCCCGCGGCGCCCCGCCGGCACCACCGCCCCAACACCCACCACCACCACCAAGAACAACAACAACCCCAAACCCACCACCACAACCGCAGCCCCCAAACCACCCGCCCGAAUCAAAUACGAAUCGACCCCCGUCCCCCAGCAAGCCACCUUCCCCGCCCGCCGCAAAACAGUCCGCACCUACGGCGCCGGCGGUCGCCGCUCCCUGCCCGCGCGCCUGGAGACCACGACACCGCCUGCGUCGAGCGAGAGAGCGGCGACGAGGAGGAGUCUCAGGCAGCAGACGCUGACGCAGAUUGAUUAUGAGGAGGUGGAGGGGUUGCAGCGUGGGAGGGAUUCCAAUGGGGAAGGAGAGGAGGGGGAGGGGAUGGAUGUGGAGGUGGAGAUGGUGAAGGUGGUGGCGAAGCGGAAAGCGGCGCCGGAGAGGAGGUCUAAGAGGAGGAGGACGAUGGGGGAUGUGCCCGCGCCCACGCCGGCACUGGUGAAGAAGGGGUCGAGCUUUCAUACCCAAACGCUGACGCAGUUUUUGGGGGGGUCUGCGUCGAGAGUGGAGGAUGAGGGGUUGCGGGUGGAGGAGGAUGGGGAGGGGGAUGUGUGGGAUGUGCCGCUGUCCGGGGAGACACCUGUCAAGGCCUCUGUGCCGCGGUGGAAAGGGAAAGGGAAGGCUGUGGUGCCUGACGACCCCUGUACCCCCAGCAACAAGCGCAUCAAGGUCAACCCUGACGAGGUUCCUGCUUCGCAACCGACGCCGUUCACGCCGCUGCUGGGUCACAGUCCGCUUGUGCCGAUCAAGUCGCCGCUGACGCAGAAGUCGACCAAUCUCGAUGCCCCGCUGCCGACGAUAGAAACGGUCUCGAAGUUGCCGCGGACUUUGACUAUCCAGGAUAGUUACAGCAUGGGGGAUAGUAGCAGUCUGGGAUUCCCGUCGUCGGCGGCAGGUGAUACGCCGAAAAAGGAGGAGACACCCACGCAACAAUCGAUGCGGGAGCCGUUGAGUGAGAUACCAGUUGCUAGUAUCGAACUCGGUGUCGGUUCCACUCCGGCCGGGGAAACACCCACAGCGAGGAGAAAGAGGAUGUUUUUUGAGAUUCCGGAUACGGACGAUGAAUUGGACAGCAUCGCGUCGACGCCCUUCAAGACGCGUUCUACACAGCAAACACCUCUGAAGCGAGAGGUGACGCAGGACUUCGACAUAGCUGCGGAUCCAGGCUCACGGUCACGAGCUAGGGUGAUUGCUAGUUCGGAAACUCCCGCCAGUUCGUGCAAGUCAGAUAAGGAGAAUGGGACACCUGCCCACGGGACACCUACUAUCGGGAUGUGGGAAGACGAGGACGAUCGCGCGGAUGAGAGGGAGGGCACGCCAACUCCAACGCAGGGCAGAAAAUCGCAAGCGGCUAACAGGGCGAGCCAAGUCAGCCCCAACACGGCCUCGCAGUUUUGGACGGGAUCGGCUGAGAAUAAUGCCAGCAUAGGGGCAUCAGCUGGGGGUUCACGCGAACCUUUGACCGAACUUGUGGUGGAAGAGGAGUUAAUGGUCAGUGAAGAAGACCAGCCCGGUUUACCAACAUCGGCUCCUCUCGCAUCACAGUUCCACGGCAGCAUGGGCAAAUCGGAUGGACGGAUUCGUAGGGGCAGUCUCCAGUUCGAGGAUCCGGAUGAAACAGCCAGCGAGGCCGAGGAAGAAGAGCAGGCCGAGGAGGAACAUAUGCCAGUCUCAAUUCUUCGGAAGGCGACGUCACAAAAAAGCCAGCGCGCCGAUAGCAGGAAAAAGCGCGAGUCUACGCCAGAGCUCAACUCAGAGUCGUCAACUGGCCAGGCUCCGGGAACUCCAACACCUGUCGUCCGGAGGGUCCAAAUCGAGCUGCCGCCGUCAUCUCCCCGUGAGGUUUACAAGGAGACUCCCCGAAAGCCGCACAAAUCGUCGCCCAUUUACCAACGACAUACCCAAGUCCGGUCUCAGUUUUACAGCCAGGGCCUCGAGAGCCAGCGUAUUCCGCUGGCGGUUAUUCGCUCCCUUGGACCGCAGACCGACCGCUCUGACGUCCUCACCUUGUUCCCCGCGGAUAUUGUUGAGGGCAUUACGAGCGGCGUGAGGGACCACGAGUUUCGCAAUUACAAAUUCCCGGUCCAAAUCUCACGCUGCUGGAUCUACACCGACCUCCCCGUGGGCGAAGUGAAAUACAUGGCCACCCUUGGUCCUGCCAAAGAGCCUGGACAGAUCGAUGCCCGCACUGGUGUCGGCAACGCCGAGUUCAACGCGGGCACAUCAGGCUACAAGUUUGCCCACAAGCUUUUACAAGUGUAUCAACUCAACAACCCGGUGCCACUGGCAGAUAUGGAAGAAAAUGGGCUAGGACCAGGGGCACCGCAGCAUUACAAAUACCUCCCUCCGGCGAUUGUGGGACAGCUGGUAGCAAACCUGAGGUGUCCGCUCUUUGCCGAAGAAUACGAGGAAGACUUCUCAGGCGACGACGAGGAUGUGACAAUCUCGCAGGAACUGGCAGACCAAAUACGCAGCGACAUCCUGCACUCGACACAGAAACCGUCUCGCGGCGGCCGCCCUCAUAACGAGGAAGAUAUCAUCCCCGCCAGCCAGAGCCCGACCAAGCAGCGCCCAGCUCCCACUACGUCCCAAAAAGCAGAAAACGGCUUCACCCGACCCCCAGUCCCGGCACGAUCAAGCCAACGGAUCCGCGACCACCAAAGCAGCCAACCAUCGACAACUCCGCGCCCCAACCCACCACCGCACCACCACCGCCCUCAACCAACCCCCUCCCGAGCAACAACAACACGCAGACCCCCGUCAUCGCGAUACGUCCGCCCCUCCCAAGCAACCACCGCCUCGGACAUAUCCGCCGUCUCAUCCCCCGAGAAAUCCUCCGGCCCGCCCUCCGUGCCCCGCCCCCCUUUACCCGGGUCCAGCGACCACUCGCUGCCCAGCCUUCCGGAUGAUGACGACGAUGACGCGGGCGCCAGCCUGCUCCCGCGCCCGCGCCCGGGCUUGAUCCUGUCGUCGUCCCAGGGCGGGGUGCUGCCGCCGGAUAGUUUGCUGGUGGAUGAUGUGAGGAUGGCGCCGCCUCCGGUGGAGGUGUGGGAUUCGGACGAUGAUGAUGAUGAUGUGUAUGGGGAUGUGGUUUGAGGGGGAGGGGGUAUGGGGGGUGAUUGAUUGGG
This is a messenger RNA of Chaetomium fimeti, 3590 nucleotides long. RefSeq lists its product as uncharacterized. Gene Ontology annotation, biological process: regulation of actomyosin contractile ring contraction; regulation of division septum assembly. The record is from RefSeq and is a predicted model, not a curated record. The transcript is spliced from 2 exons. Gene Ontology annotation, molecular function: guanyl-nucleotide exchange factor activity. NCBI's taxonomy places the organism in Eukaryota, Fungi, Ascomycota, Sordariomycetes, Sordariales, Chaetomiaceae. Bases 406 to 3558 code for a protein of 1050 amino acids. Gene Ontology annotation, cellular component: cytoplasm.